Acaulospora colombiana is the source of this 404-nucleotide messenger RNA. Lineage: Eukaryota; Fungi; Glomeromycota; Glomeromycetes; Diversisporales; Acaulosporaceae. The record is from the annotation of a GenBank genome assembly.
AUGUAUGAACUGGAACAAUCUAGUUACCCAUUCACUUUAGACGAAUCGACUAUGGUAAAUGGAAAAGUGAAAUAUAUGAACGAAAUUUUUAGAGCCUUCGGUAACGAAAAAUUUGAACCCGAGGACACAUUGGAAGUCAUCGCCUCGGCUUCGACGUAUCUUAACAUUUCUUUUAAAAGAUAUGUGGAUAUUAUUUCUAUGACCGUUAUUCAUGACUUCGUUGAAAGAUUUUCAAACCAAAUUGAAGAAAAGUUGAUAGAAUUAUACAUUUCUAACGGUGAUAAUUGUGACGUCGAAGAACUAGUUAGAGAGAAUCAUGAUAUUAGUAAUCUUAGAGAAGAACUUCGUAUAAAAGAAAAACAUAUGAAGGAAAUUUUGGAUAGUCUUGUUAGAUUUGGCGUAGU